Molecule: messenger RNA, 1290 nt
Organism: Mesitornis unicolor (brown roatelo)
Lineage: Eukaryota; Metazoa; Chordata; Aves; Mesitornithiformes; Mesitornithidae
Gene: KCNJ5
Product: potassium inwardly-rectifying channel, subfamily J, member 5
Exons: 2
Coding region: 1-1290 (429 amino acids)
Biological process (GO): potassium ion import across plasma membrane; regulation of monoatomic ion transmembrane transport
Cellular component (GO): plasma membrane
Molecular function (GO): G-protein activated inward rectifier potassium channel activity
Source: RefSeq, a predicted model, not a curated record
AUGGCCGGAGAUUCUAGGAUCUUCAUGAACCAGGACAUGGACAUCGGAGUCACGUCCAGAGAGCCCAAGAAGAUUCCCAAACAGGCUCGGGAUGAUGUCCCCAUUGCCACCGACCGAACCCGCCUCAUAUCAGCAGAAGGGAAGAAGCCACGCCAGCGUUACAUGGAGAAAAGUGGCAAGUGCAAUGUGCAUCAUGGAAAUGUCCAAGAAACCUAUCGAUACCUUAGUGACCUCUUCACUACGCUGGUGGACCUCAAGUGGCGCUUUAACCUUCUUGUUUUCACUAUGGUCUAUACCAUCACUUGGUUGUUUUUUGGGUUCAUAUGGUGGCUCAUCGCCUACAUCCGGGGAGACCUGGACCAUCUUGAAGAUGACAACUGGAUCCCCUGUGUUGAAAAUCUCAGUGGAUUUGUUUCUGCAUUUCUGUUUUCUAUCGAGACUGAGACAACAAUUGGGUACGGCUACAGGGUGAUAACGGAGAAAUGCCCGGAGGGCAUCGUACUGCUCCUGAUCCAGGCUAUUCUGGGCUCCAUCGUCAAUGCAUUCAUGGUGGGAUGCAUGUUUGUCAAGAUCAGCCAACCAAAGAAGAGGGCUGAAACCCUCAUGUUUUCUAACAACGCGGUGAUUUCCAUGAGGGAUGAGAAGCUCUGUCUCAUGUUCCGGGUUGGAGACCUCCGCAAUUCCCACAUUGUCGAGGCUUCCAUUCGAGCCAAACUCAUUAAGUCCAAACAGACCAAAGAAGGAGAGUUCAUCCCCUUGAACCAAACAGACAUCAACGUGGGAUUUGACACCGGAGACGACAGAUUGUUCCUGGUGUCCCCUCUGAUCAUCUCGCAUGAAAUCAAUGAGAAAAGCCCCUUCUGGGAGAUGUCCCGCACCCAACUGGAGAAGGAGGAGUUUGAAAUUGUGGUCAUCCUGGAAGGAAUGGUGGAAGCAACAGGGAUGACUUGCCAGGCUCGCAGCUCCUACAUGGACACCGAGGUGCUGUGGGGACAUCGCUUCACUCCCGUCCUCACCCUGGAGAAGGAUUUUUACGAAGUCGACUACAACAGCUUCCACAGCACCUACGAGACCAACACCCCCGUGUGCUGUGCCAAAGAGCUGGCCGAGUCCCGCCGCGAAGGCCAACUCCUCAGCCACCUCUCCAGUGCCACCCUCCUGAGCGGGGGCAGAGAAGCAGAGACAGCGAAAGAGGAAGAGGAAGAAGAAGAGGAAGAAGGCAGGGAGCCGGCAGGAUUGAAUGGAGCCAACGGGACAGCGGGAGAGGUGAAAGAAGAUAUACCCGUAUAA